This is a messenger RNA of Anguilla rostrata (American eel), 6143 nucleotides long. It is a transcript of the gene gjc2, whose product is annotated as gap junction protein gamma 2. The coding region runs from base 701 to 1957 and encodes 418 amino acids. Gene Ontology annotation, biological process: cell-cell signaling. Gene Ontology annotation, cellular component: connexin complex. NCBI's taxonomy places the organism in Eukaryota, Metazoa, Chordata, Actinopteri, Anguilliformes, Anguillidae. Gene Ontology annotation, molecular function: gap junction channel activity. The transcript is spliced from 3 exons. The record is from RefSeq and is a predicted model, not a curated record.
CUCCAGUAUCAAUGUUUUCAGGGUGUAUGUGUGGUUUUCUGCAAGCGCACAUGCCUUUCUCACUGUUGAAAGAGUAAUCCCUGGGAUGUCUGGCUUCAUGUAUACUAAUCGGUGAAGGUGAACGGGGAAAAAAUGUUCUGCUGAUUUUUAACAGUGGUUUCACGCAGUGGUAGUUGCCUUGAAUGAUUCGCACAAGCCGCUGUGGCCGAACUGUCCUCAGAUCCGACCUCUUGAAUGAAGGUCACUUUCCAGACAAGGGCUCCUUCCUUCCUUUUUUAUUUUCUCUUCCUGAGCUAAAGGCUGGUUUAAUAGAAACCAGAUGCGCUGCAGAGCAUGAGGCUUUCGUAAAAGGGAGAGGGCUCAGCUGCUGUCAGACGAGGGGAGGAUAAACAGGCGGCCGCGCCUCUGGCCCUCUGCGGGCUUGUCACUAUGUCGCCUGUCAUGUCGGAGUCAGGAUGUAGCAUAUGCUAGCUGGUAGGAGGUUGUGUCUGAGGAAUGGGCCAUCCGUCCUUGAGGAACUGAACCGGGAGAUUUGGAGACCGGGCGGUGAGAAUGCAGCAAAAGACACAGCUGGAGCGAGUGGGCGCCACAUCUCCAAAUUUGUCUGUCACGGACGGAGGACGGACGGACAAACAGACAGACGGAGGGAUGGACGUCAAUACAUAACCUCCUUGGCAGAAGUUUUAGUUGAACAGGCCCUAUGACCAACAUGAGCUGGAGUUUUCUCACCCGUCUUCUGGAAGAAAUCCACAACCACUCCACGUUUGUGGGGAAAGUGUGGCUGACUGUCCUGAUCAUCUUCCGCAUUGUCCUGACAGCGGUUGGUGGGGAGUCCAUCUACUCGGACGAGCAGACCAAGUUCACCUGCAACACCAAGCAGCCCGGCUGCGACAACGUGUGCUAUGACGCCUUCGCUCCCCUUUCACAUGUCCGCUUCUGGGUCUUCCAGAUCAUCAUGAUCUCCACCCCCUCCAUCAUGUACCUGGGCUACGCCAUCCACAAGAUCGCCCGAUCCUCGGAAGAGGAGCGCCGCAGGUAUCGCAGUUCCCGCAAGAAGCCCCACGCCAUCAAGUGGAGGGCCACCCGCACCCUGGAGGAGGUCCUGGAGGAAGAGGAAGAGGAGGAGCCCAUGAUCUACGAGGACACCCUGGAGGUGCAGGAGAUCAAGCCGGAGCCGGCCAAGCCCCCUGGGCGGGACCAGCAGAAACACGACGGCCGGCGGAGGAUCAUGGAGGAGGGCCUGAUGCGCAUCUAUGUGCUGCAGCUCCUGGCCCGCGCCGUCUUUGAGGUGGGCUUCCUGGCAGGCCAGUACCUCCUGUACGGGUUCCAUGUCUACCCGUCCUACAUCUGCAACAAGAGUCCCUGCCCUCACAGCGUGGACUGCUUCAUCUCCCGGCCCACGGAGAAGACCAUCUUCCUCCUCAUCAUGUACGUGGUGAGCUGCCUCUGCCUACUGCUGAACGUCUGCGAGAUGUUCCACCUGGGCAUCGGGGCCUUCCGGGACAUGCUCCGCAGGCGCCGGGGCAAAGGGCAGCGGCCCUCGUACAGCUACCCCUACCACCGGAACAUCCCCACCUCCCCUCCAGGGUACAACCUGGUGGUGAAGUCGGACAAGCCCGGCCCGAUCCCCAACAGCCUCAUAACUCACGAGCAGAACCUGGCCAACGUGGCCCAGGAGCAGCAGUGCACCAGCCCCGAUGAGAACAUCCCCUCAGACCUGGCCAGCCUGCACCACCACCUGCGUGUGGCGCAGGAGCAGCUGGACAUGGCCUUCCAGACAUACAACAAUAAGAGCAACCCGCAGCCCUCCCGAACAAGCAGCCCCGCCUCGGGGGGCACCAUGGCUGAACAGAACCGGGUCAACACAGCCCAGGAAAAGCAAGGGGCCAGGCCGAAAUCAAGUGCCGAGAAACCUGGGACCAUAAUAAAAAAUGGCAAGACGUCCGUUUGGAUUUAGGGGCCAGUGUUGCUUGGUUUUCAGGUGACAAGCCGCUUUCGGAGAGGUUUUAUAAAGGAAGUGUUCUGUGAGUUGUUUAAGGUGAGUCAUGAUGGGCGGUGCUGGGACAUGGAUUUGUCACAGUGCCUGGAAAGGUGGGUUGGAAAUCAUAGGCUUUGCUGAAAGUUUUCCAAAGGAAUGUGCUAGAUCAAGGCUGAAACGGAGAAAGGGUUUUGGCUCAAGAGCAAGCCUCGUGAAAGGAAGCAAAAGAUGAAGAUGCAACCAGGCCUUCCUGCAUCCUUUAAAAUACGAUCCUUGACUUCAUAAUUAAUCAUUAUAUUAUUAAAUAAUAUAUUAAUUAAAAUUAUAUAAUUAUGUAAUUAUUAUAUUUGUUAUAAUAAUUAUAAUUUAUGUACACAUUUUCACACAUGAUAUUUUGCUUUCUUUCCUAAUUAAAAUUGAUAAAAAGAGCACGGGUUGGGGUGGGGGCUUUAUCAUGAUUCCAAGGGCCCUGACUGAUAGGGUCCCUAAAAGGUUGCGCAGGGAUGGGAUCGUCUGGGGUGGUGGGGCCCAAUGUGAGAUCUUUUCAUGGGGCCCAAAAUCCCUUGCAGUACCCCUGAACAAGAGAACCCAUAGGUAAUACAAUUUUUUUAAUGAUACAUUUAAAAGUUGUUUGUGUUUUUCAAAAACUGAGGGGUGAGAAGAAAUGGUAGAUGUGCUGUUUAUAUUUAUCAGGUUAAGAAAAUGUGAAAAUAUUUGCACAAAAAUGUCUAAUUUGUUAUCUCUCAUGCGUGCCAUUACCCAUAUUUUUAAAUGUCUUAUUUAUUUGUAGAAACUCAAGAGUGAAUACAAUGAAAGCCCUGGGCAUACUAUUAACACAUCAAAAUAACACGUUUGGGUCACAAAAAUAAUGACCCAAAGUGUAUAAUAUACCCCAAAGAUGUAAAUGUUAGCACAAACAUGGGCAACUGCAUUUCAGAAGAUCUGAGCUUUCUAUUAUAAUGUUGGUCUUGUCAAAUUCACUAUUAUGAACUCAUUGUUCUAUGCAUUUUCCAGCCAGCAGUUCAAUUUACCAUUUAUUUCUGACUCGGCAGGAAGUUACAUAAAAUUUUUAAGCAGUAAUUUCCUUAGACAAGUUAAUAACGUGUUUAUUAUUUAAUCGCAAGGAAAAGUCCUGUUUGGAUUCACUGAUUUUAGUGAUGGAUUUAUAGUGAUACUUCAAUGUGCACUGAAGAUGUAUUCGUUUUCAAUGUAGAUCAGAAAAGUUUAAUUUGUCAUCUAGGACUAUUCACUGAUUAGUCGACCAUUGAUAUUUAUUGAAAUGGUGAUGUUUGCAUUCAUAAUACUUGAUGAAACUUAUUUGCUUCCGAGGAUUGGUGUUGUCAUUUAGAUUGGAUGGCUGGAAUGAACAUAUACCAAACAUUUUCCCACACUAAAUGCCAAAAUAUGUCUUAGCGAAUAAGUUUUAUAAUAAGUUUUAUAAACACACAUUUUGUCGCACUUUACAGUUACAGUUUGCUAUGAGUGGUAAUAUUGGAGUAAAUGUGUGUAAAAAUUGCAGUAUUAUAGUGCAGUUAAUUGAACCUUGAAAAAGAGCAAAGUAACAUAUUAGACUGAAAGUAAGUUGCAGAAACAUAGAAUACAGUGUUUUCAUUUUUAAAUGCUCAAACAUGUGCAUGGUAUGCGCAAAUAUUUAUCACUAAACUCAUCCAGUUUUAUAAUUAGCAUACUUUUAACAGCAUUACAGCAUCAGAGUUACUUUUCAUGGCUGAAAUACAUUUGGACACGCAAUAAAUGUAAAAUAAGUACUUUUUUCCCAGUGGACAAGUGAUAUAGGUAGAUUUGCCAGUUACAUCAUGGAACAGCAAUGUGCCUUAAUCUGUUGACCUCACACUCAAUUGCUUUGUUCCAUCAAAUAUAAAACGAUCCAGUUAUGGCUUGUAUAGUUCAAGGUCACAUGCAGAUAUUGUAUGAAUAGGAGAAAUGUUCAUGUGGAGUCUUAAAUGGGCAUGCACCUUAAACUGAUGACAAUAGAUUUUUUAGACUGAAACAUUGAGUAUAUAUUUAAAUGUUUUGCUGUUCAUUGUUUUUGUCAUGUGUACAGUAUUUUCCAGUCGAAGAUGUGUAUCUUUAGGCUACAUUACAAAAAUAAAAAUAACUCUUUAACAUAACAUGUUGAAAUAUGCAUAUUUGACCACAUAUUUAUAACUGAUAUAUCCAAAGAAAAUUACUUGAAGUUAUUUAUUGUUAGUUAUUCUUUUAAAACCCCUGCAAAAUCAUUCCUUAUUAUAAAUUGUUUCAUAUGGGCUAUGCCUUUCAAUCUGAGUUCAAGCAUUCAGGUGUGUUUUGCAGUGGAAUGUUUAAGUGGGUGUUUUAAUCUAAUCCAGAGGACAGCGUGAAUAUGAACAAUUUAAGUGUGAGAUAUCUUUCUCUGGACAAGGGCUUCAUUGUCAAAUUAAAUUUGACACAAACAUGACAUUACAUUAAAUAACAAUGAGAAUAAUGUCAACAGCAUUUUGUCUUGAUAUAUAAAUAUAUCAGCACGUUUUGCAAAAUUAUUUGAAAAGGCUGCUUGGAAUGACUGUUAUAAAUGUUCACUUCAUUCCUUUUGAUUUCCAUCACAUUUAAAAGAUCAUUGCUCUUAAUGGUCAGAGUGUUGUUCAGAAUUAAUUUCAUACAAUUUCAUGGCCAGUUGGAGGUUUAUAAAUGGAGUGGUUUCAACAGUUUUAUAAUCAAAUCUGCACAUAUUGUACAAACAUUUCACAAAUGAGACUCUAGGUUUUCACAACCCUAAACAACCGACAGCCUGUUCUACUGAGAACCUGUGCUAUAAGACAGAUGAAAAUAGUAACCUCAGCAUAAACAUCAUUUCAUUUCUUAUUUUGCCUUUCCCAUUUAUCAAUCUGCAUUUGUGAAUUCUGAGUUUGUGCUAGUGAUAGGCCUUUUGAAUCCUCAAAAUAGGGCUCAAUGUGUCAUAGAAGGAUCUAGUUUAAAGUCAAUUGAUUCUGUCAGGGAACCAAAAAGCACAAUUUUUAAAACAGGUCCUUAUCACAAUGUCCUUAUAUAUCAAAAUUGAAUCCCCAGUCAUACUCUAUUUCUAAUUGUGUCUCAUCACUGCACUGGCUUCGGAAUUGAAUACCAGUAUGUUAGGCAUGUCACUAUUCUGAAGACCAGAACUGAAGCAGGAUUGGCCGCUUGAUAACCCCACAAAAAGUAACAAGUUUGUUUUCAGUUUUAAGUACACGGUACAUUACCCUAACAGAUUCUUCUGCUGCUGUAUUAGUUAUUGGUGUGCUGGAUGACACAUUUGCACAUGGAGGGAAAAAAUGGCAAAAAAACAACAACUUUAAACUGCAUGGUGCUUCCAAAUAAGUUACACCUAGUCCUGUGUAACAUAUCUUGGUUUUCAAUGUACACUCUUAUGAAUUUUACUUUUGUGAACAUAUGAAUUGCAUACCCACAGUAUCCACAAUACAACACUCCUUAUGCAAAUUAAUUCCAUAGCUACUAUGCAAUACAUUUCUUGCUCAUAUAACAAAAUUAUAUUGCUGUUAUGUUAUAAUUAAUUUGAAUUGUCUGAUGACCAGAAUAUAAGGCCUGGAUGUAUAUAUAGGCAACCGUUUAAAUAUAUGUGCUAACAAUGGCAUAGAUACAGUAGCUAUAGAUACUCUGCUUUAACAUACAAAAAAGAGGAUUUGAUAACCACGAGGUAUUCUAGUGAUCUUUUGUCUACUCCAGAUUAUGCAACAUUAUUUUCAAGUGAUGCGGUGAAAAAGUCAAUUGCCUCAGCAUAAUUUUCAAAGAACCAAGUGCCUUAGCCAUUAAGAACAGAGGAACAGUGUUGGUUCAAAUAAAUAAUUAUAUUGCUUAAAAUUAUGCAUUUACAUCUGUUUCAGUAUAAAUUUAUUAUAUACUAUGUACAAACCAUUUUAUUUUGUACUUGCACACAUAGUUGAAUAUUUGAGUCAGAUUUAGAGUGCACUGUUAGAUGAGAUAAGACUGUUUCAUAAUGUACAUUAAUAACUUAGGACAAACAAAAAUAUAUACUGUAUAUAAUGAACAUUGAACCACCUAUAAACAUGAAAUUCCAGAUUACAAUCCUUUUUUCUUAUGUUUCUUAUGCUACUUUUUUGUUUGAAAAAAUAUGACUCACACAUCUUAAUCUGUUACUUAUUCUGCCUACCCCCCCCCCCCCCCCUCCACCCCC